AUGCGAGCUCGUCUCGAUUCCACGUGGGCUAUCGAGAAGAGAUGUGAUCGCUCAUGUUCUAGCCAAGCAACCCUCAAAAUAAAACGGUCACGAUGCGAGCUCGACUCGAAUCCGCGGGCUAUCGAGACGAGAUGUGAUCGAUCAUGUUCUAGCCCCGCAACCCUCAAAAUAGAACCGGCACGAUGCGAGCUCAGCUCACGGGGCUAUCGAGACGAGAUACAGGUAAACCGUCGCACUGUGGCGACCGACGGAUCAGCGGUUUCAAGCGACUCCCGACAGCACCCAGGCAAGUUAGCACCCGAACAGGGGUAUCCAUACCCGCUCUUCCGUCUGAUCACGCAAAUUUCGCGUAGAAAGACGGUAGCAGGUUUCAGGAGCGCGCUGAGCGUGCGGGGGCGGCGGGCGGCGGCGACGGCGCUCGUCUCCCUGGACGAAGGGCCCCCCCUCCCCCCCAAGGCCGUCAUCACGCGCUGCAGAGGUGCCCACGACAAGACUGAACUGCAGCACACGACGCUUUUACGUGUGGAGUGCGAAUAG
This is a messenger RNA of Gryllus bimaculatus (two-spotted cricket), 537 nucleotides long. NCBI's taxonomy places the organism in Eukaryota, Metazoa, Arthropoda, Insecta, Orthoptera, Gryllidae. The record is from the annotation of a GenBank genome assembly.